Myxocyprinus asiaticus (Chinese sucker) is the source of this 1212-nucleotide messenger RNA. RefSeq names its product von Hippel-Lindau disease tumor suppressor-like. Bases 328 to 822 code for a protein of 164 amino acids. The record is from RefSeq and is a predicted model, not a curated record. The transcript has 3 exons. Lineage: Eukaryota; Metazoa; Chordata; Actinopteri; Cypriniformes; Catostomidae.
CGCUAGAGGGAGGUGUUCCGAACAUGUUUUGUAUUGUUCACUGGCUCUCACAUGGUUACGUAAUCACAAAAAACAUCAAGCUGUACAGAAGAGUGUUGACUGUCACGUACGGUUUUUUGUGCGAUUUUUUUUCUUCGCUCGUGAUGUUCUCCUCGCUUUAAAUCAGAGCCCUGAUGCUCUUGGCUAUAGUAUAUAGAUUUAAUGUUUAAAAUCCAACCUUUAUUGUGUGGUUGUGUGUUUGCUGAGGUUUUAAUCUAGAAUUAAGAGUCUUUAGAGAAGCUUUUAUUUGUAUUUUCGGGUUGGUCCUUGGGCUCCCGACUGCUGAAAAUGCCUCAGGAAUCUCUGGAGGUGGAAUCGCCGCUGCCGAUAAUCCGAUCGCAUGAUACCCGGAGACCGGCGAGCGUGGUGUUCUGUAACCGCAGUCCGCGCGUCGUGAAGCCCAUCUGGAUCAACUUUCGCGGGGAGCCACAGCCCUACGGAGAUAUGCAGCCUUUCACCGGACGAAGAAUGACAACUUAUUUUGCACACCCAUGGAUAUUUCGGGAUGCAGAGACCGACGAUCCAAUGUUAGUGAAUAAGAAAGUGAUGUACUAUCUACCCUCCCUUGAAAAUAGACAAGACCACAUUGCCAACAUCACAUUGCCUGUCUUUACUCUGCGAGAUCGCUGUCUGCAAGUUGUGAGGAGGUUGGUGCGUAAAGAAGAUAUCUGUCGGUUAGAGAUAGCUCGCUGUCUACAAGAAGACCUUGCUCAGAAGCCCAGCCUUCACACCGAUCUACGACGCCUCAACCAGCAAUUGCGACAAGAGAUAAUGGGAGAGUAAAACAUAUGAAAAUCUGAGCAUUCCUUUGCCCGGCCCAUAUAACACUGACAACAUGAUCUGGCACUGUAAAAAUACAGUGUUGACAAACAUGAAAUCAGGAGGAACAGCUUCUUAAGCAAAUGGUCGAUUUCCACUUUAAACACAGGCAUGUGUAAGAAAUGCACAAAUGCCAUGCUUAAAACAAGUCUCUGAGGACUUAAUGACAGGCACUGACUUGCGAGUCCUAAGAAAGAACUUUGGAAAAUACUGAUGCUGCAGCUGAGAGCAAAAUAUUUUGUUUUUGUUUUAUAGUUCUCUGUAUACUUUUACUCUUUCAACAGUAACUUUAUAUUUGUCAAAAAUCCUCUUUGUAAACAAAAAUAAAAAGCAAUAGUGACUACAUUAUUUUAA